Messenger RNA from Trypanosoma grayi, 813 nucleotides. Its product is annotated as putative high mobility group protein. The transcript has a single exon. NCBI's taxonomy places the organism in Eukaryota, Euglenozoa, Kinetoplastea, Trypanosomatida, Trypanosomatidae. Bases 1 to 813 code for a protein of 270 amino acids. The record is from RefSeq and is a predicted model, not a curated record.
AUGUCGUCCGAACUCAAGUCAGGUCCUCUUCCAGCUGACAUCGAGGAUGUCGUUGCGAGCAUCAUGCGUGAGGAGGGUGUUAACUUCCUCACGAACAAGAUUCUGCGCCUGCGCCUGGAGGCGCGGUACCGCAUUGAGUUCACAUCACACAAGGCUGCUCUAGAUCAAAUAACCUCCAAGCUUAUGCAGCUCCCCGAGUUCAAGAAGCAACUGGAGAAUGCCUUAAAGGAGAAGAAGGCGGCAAGCGCCAUUGGCGGCAAGGGCAAGAAGCGCAGCAGCAGCCCCAAGGCCGACGCCAAGGACGCAAAGCGUGCUAAGAAGGAAAAAAAGCCAGACGACUACCCGAAGGCAGCGCUCUCCGCCUACAUUCUCUUCGGUAACGACCACCGCGACAAGAUCAAGGCUGAGAGCCCCGACAUGAAGAACACCGAAAUCCUGCAGAGACUGGGCAAGAUGUGGGCCGACGCGUCGGAGGCUGUGAAGGAGAAGUACAAGAAGAUGGCCGACAACGACAAGAAGCGCUUCGAACAGGAGCUCAGUGAGUACAAGAAGUGCGGCGGCGAGGUGUACAAGCGCGGUGGCGGCAAGGUCAAGACGAAGGACGAGAACGCGCCGAAGCGGCCCAUGUCUGCGUACAUUUUCUUUGCGAAUGAUUUCCGCAAGAAGAACCCCAACCUCGGUGUCGCGGAGACGGCGAAGGGGGCUGGCGCUGCGUGGAAGAAUCUCUCGGAAGACGCACGAAAGCCGUUCAAUGCCAUGGCAGAGAAGGACAAGGAGCGCUACCAACGCGAGAUGGCGGCGAGGGCUAACUAA